AUGUCUGUAGCUGACAGUCUGUACAACCUGCAGCUUCUCAUAGAUUUCUAUGCCCAGCAUCUACCUCCAUCUUGUCCACUUUCCCUGGAAGACUUGCUCUACGUGCCCGCAGCUUUGCGGGUCAAUCUUGUUGCACUCUUAGCGGACCUGUAUUACUGCUUUGAAGUCGCCAAACCAGAGUUUGUACAGCCUAAAGAUUUGCAGUCAAGCCUAGAAAGCACCACACCCACACCUUCAAGUGCGCACAGUGGAGGGGGUUCUCCUGUCUUUAACUUCCGGCCUGGAACCACAGGAUCUCUCCCUCACUCUUCAUCAAUGUCUCACAUGGAAGGAUUUGGAAAGUCCUGGGCAAAAAAUCCAUUAAGCUCCCCACUGUCCCAGGCAGUUUCCUUCAGCAUACCAUUUGGCCUUGACAGUGAUGUUGACAUUGUAAUGGGGAACCCUGUGAACAUUCUUCGUUCUGUCAGCUCAGAUAGCCUUACACCUCCUGUGUAUGCAGCCUCUUCCCAAAAUCCCCCCAGUGCAUUACUCGGGCUUCCUACACCCCACCUGAGGAUGCAGCUGAAUUUCCAACACAACCACGCACCUUUAAGAAGGUCCCAUUGACUGCAAAGUGCACCACAGACCUGCAGGUUCAGGAGAAACCAGGUGGUGGACAAGGAACACAGACAGAAUUGCCCACCAUUGAAGAAGCGCUGCAAAUUAUCCACAGUUCUGAGACUCGACUGCACCCAGAGGGAGCACCAGAUGGAUUUUACCUCCACUCACCAGAAGAGUCAAAGCCGUCUAAAGUAGAGGAUGAUAUGGUCCCAAAUUUAGGUGUGUACAGGACACAUGAUACAUCUAGAAGAUUGUCUAGAGAUGACGAUUCUGUGCUAAGAGAUAAUAGUCUGGACUCUGAUGUAGAUGAGAACAGGGCAAAUCAAGAGUCCAGUCGCAGCUCUCUUAGCUCACAAGCUGAUUCCUCUGCUGGAUCAGGUACAAAGAUGACAAGUUUUGCUGAACGCAAGAAAAAAAUUGAUGCCAAAGUUACCUCAGAUGGUUCCCCAUCUGGUUCACCCAAUACGACCACAUGGGCCCAAAAGGCAGAAGAGUCUCCUGUGAAGAGUCCAGCUUUAAACUCUGAGAUGAACCAGCUUGGUGCCAGGCUUGAGGAGAAGAGAAGGGCUAUUGAAGCCCAGAAAAAGAGAAUUGAAGCAAUUUUUGCAAAGCAUCGACAGCGUCUUGGAAAGAGUGCCUUUCUUCAACUGAAAAAGAAAGAAGGGGAGGAUGAUUGUGAAGAGGAUGAUCUAAAAUUAUCACCAGAUGAGGGCCUUCCUAAAGAGUUAGAAGAGGAAAGACAGAUAAAACAAAACGAAGAAGAAAAGAAUGAGAAGAUGAAUGAUGGGUCUGUAAAACCUCGGGGAGAAAAACAAGUGAGCUUUUCCCCUGAGGUGACAAAAGCUGGACUAGAUAACAAUCUAGGAGACUAUAAUAAAGCAGUAGCAAAAUUGAAUUCAGCUCUAUCAUCUCUACAGUCGGAUAUGAAAAGAUUAUCUGACCAGCAGGAGAAGCUGAUGAAGAAAGAGAGCAAAGCUUGGGUCAUCCCAGCUCCAAAGUCCUCCCCUCCACCACAUCGACCCAAGUCUUCACCGCCUACUAGACUUACAAGAGAGUUCCAAACUCCUCGUUCCUCAUCUGCAUCUCCUUCUCAGUCACCUUCACGAAUAACUCCAAAGUCCCCCCAACCCAACACCAGAAGGUCUUUGCAACCUGCGCCUGUAAUACCCAAAAGUCCCAAAAAUACCCGACCAGUAGAACUAAAGCUUCCACCUCUCAACAGAGUACUGACUCCUCCCCAUAAUGUGGACACCAUACCUCACUUGCGUAAAUUCUCCCCAAGCAAAGUUCCAGUCCAGACUCGAUCCUCUAUACAUUUUGCAGAUGAUACGAAUGCAGAAGGUGAAAAUGAGGAGACUUUGCCAACUAAUGAAAUCCAUGGAAACAACUCGCGUCCAGUAGCUUCAGUGGUUCCUCAGAGUAGUGGCAUUGGGCCACUGGCUGGGGAGGAGAGGGAAGGGAAGAGGAGCAGUUUGAUUGAGAUCCCAUUGUCCGAUCUGCAACCAACAGAAGAAUCAGAUUUAGAAGGAAUGGACUCACUAGAUGCAACUCCUGCAGAGGAAGGUGCAGCACAGAGAGGACUGGGAUUCUUCUUUAAGGGUGAGGAGAGGACAGAGGUGGAAAUGGCUCAAAGGAGAGCAGCCUUGCUGGAGAAGCAGCAGAAGAGGACUGAGGAAGCCAAAAAACGAAAACAGUGGCAGGAGGAAGAAAAAGAGAAAAAAGAGGAGGCCAAUAAACAGCAAGAGGAGCAGCAGCAGCAGCAGCAACAACAGCAGCGGCAGCGCAAGGAGGAAGAGGCCGUUCUACGUCGUGGCGACUUCACAAAACAAGAAUAUCAACGCCGACAGCAGCUGAAGAUCAUGGAAGACCUGGACAAAGUUCUCCGUCAGAAACCAAUGACUGUCCGGGCUGUUAAAAAGCCUCGACCCAAGACCGUCUUCCAUGAUGACUCGAUGAUUGCCCGAAGCCCUGUCAGAGGAUUGUUGGGUUCCAAGCUGAGUAAAGUUUAUUCUCAGUCCACCAUGUCCCUCUCCACGGUGGGGAAUGAAAAUGGCAGCGGAACUAUGAGGAAGUCCCCCAGAUCUCCAAGAGCGAUCUCUCCCUCUGGGCUCAUGUCUCCCAGCCGGGGUCUCUUCACUCAGAAUGGUGAUAAGGAUUGGGACACUGGAUCCACAGCAUCAUCCCCUGCCUCCAUCCCAGAGUACACUGGGCCCAAAUUGUACAAGGAACCAAGUGCAAAAUCAAACAAAUUUAUCAUACACAAUGCAUUAUCUCACUGCUGUUUGGCAGGCAAAGUCAACGAAACGCAGAAGAACAAAGUUCUCGAGGACAUGGAUAAGAGCCAGUCCAACCAUUUCCUCAUCCUGUUCCGUGACAGCAGUUGCCAGUUUCGAGCAGUCUACACCUUUUCAGCCGAGACAGAUGAACUGACCCGUCUGGCGGGCUAUGGCCCUCGCACAAUCACCCUGUCCAUGGUGGAAGACAUCUACAAAUACAGUUCUGACAGAAAACGCUUCACCCAGAUCCCCAGCAAAACCAUGUCAAUGAGUGUUGAUGCCUUCACUAUCCAGGGCCAUCUGUGGCAGACCAAGCGACCCACUACACCGAAAAAAGCCAGUACUCCUAAAUGA
Staurois parvus is the source of this 3230-nucleotide messenger RNA. The record is from the annotation of a GenBank genome assembly. NCBI's taxonomy places the organism in Eukaryota, Metazoa, Chordata, Amphibia, Anura, Ranidae.